AUGACAGAACCUGAGCAUUGGCACUCUCCUGCCAAUAUGUUUCUCCAGAAAGAGGUCUAUCGCCUCGGGUCAGAACCCGGACUCCGAUCCCUUCCUCCUGGCCCCGAACGCGAUUUCCUCACCCUCACCUGGGGUCCCAUCGUGUAUCGCACGACAUAUGCGCCAGAUUCACAGCGGCUGAUACCGAUAUUCCUCCGAGCGCUCAACGAAGAAAUUCAGAAAGCCCUCUCGAGAUGUCUACCAGGAAGCCCGGAACAGAUCCGUCUGCUCGAAACAACAUACGCCUCGAAAGUAUUCAACUCUCAGGAGGAAUACCACGGCGUUGACGAGGAGACUGUCCAGGAAGCCUUUCAUGAUUGGAAGGUAGCUCUAGCGUUGCCCGCGAUAGAACUCCCUGUCCGAAUGCGGAUGUGCUUGAUGAUAGAUGAUGGAGUGCUGUCGCAUCUCGCAACGACCGUGGAUAUGUCGUCCAUGGUGGAGAAGGAUGCGGACUACUCCACUUGCCCGGUCAAGGUCAUAGAGGAGAACUAUCCUGAUUUACAUCGUCGUGACUCGAAGCCAACAAAAGAAGAUUAUCCUGGGUGGACAAAAGUGGCAUUGUCGGCACUCGUGGAGGUAUAUGACGGUCUGCGACGGGGAAGAAGUCUGGAAGACUAUCAUAAAUCUGGUCAGGUCUACUUGGGUGACGAUGGCUGUCGAAUGGAUCGCUUCAUCUCGAGAAAGCGGCCUCGGCUGAGUCCGUCCGCUACGCAGCAGACGCUGUCCCCUGAUGAGGAUUCCACCGAUAUGAAACUGGCGAUACUCCUAUCACUCUUCCCAGACAUAGAACAAGAUGCUUUACUGGACAUUCUCACUUCAAGUGGCGGGUCUGUUGAAGACGCAUCUGCCGUGAUCACCGCUCAGCGUGCGUAUAGACCAGCCAAAAAGAGAGCAGGUGGUGUAUCAGCAAUCCAGACCUCUAUGGCCUCACAUAUCACAACCGAGGCAGGAUUGCCACCAAAAAGGCAACUCACCCGGAAAGGAAAGACGCUACAUCUUUUCUCUCCAGAAGAUGUUGCUGCUCAUACUCCGUGUACCAUCAUCCAUAAUUUCUUGCCCCCAGAUGAAGCAGAUGCGCUACUACUGGAACUUCUGGAUGAGUCGAAGCACUUUUCUAGGUACAGGUUUCAGCUGUUUGAUCGUACAGUUGAGAGCCCUCACACGAGCAGCUUGUACGUCUCGACCCCUGAGGAGAUCCGACAACAAACGUCGGAAUACACCUAUGGAGGCGUAUACCGUUCGAACGUGCGCCAGCUUACGCCGUACUUGCGCGCCGUCUCUGCCAAAGUUCAGCGCGCAGUGAACGACGAGGUUCAGAAGCGUAUACAAACGUGCUACCCAGGUGGGAAAAAGCUCAAGUAUCAGUCGCCUAAGGAAUGGGUGCCUAAUGCAGCAUUCGUCAACUGCUAUGAUGGUCCAACAGAAAGUGUCGGCUAUCACUCGGAUGAGCUGACUUACCUUGGUCCGCGAGCUAUUAUUGGGAGUCUGAGCUUAGGCGUGGAAAGAGAGUUCCGGGUGCGACGCAUCGUGGCGAGCGAUGACGAUGAAGGGAACGAUAGUGAAGUGUCAGCCAGGGGGUCGACAGCGGAUUCUCCAUCCAGACGGAAAGCAACGUCGAUGGGGACUAAUGUUCGUGCUAAUGCGCAGGGGCAAAUCUCCAUACACCUUCCGCACAAUUCCCUCCUUGUUAUGCAUGCCGAGAUGCAGGAAGAAUGGAAACAUGCUAUUGCACCCGCGCAGACUGUUUCACCACAUCCGUUGUCAGGUAACCGGCGUAUCAACAUCACCUAUCGAUGGUAUCGGGAUGCCCUCCACCCGCGUAACAUUCCGCGGUGCCGUUGUGGCACACAUGCAAUCUUGCGAUGUGUGCAACGCAAACGUGAGAACAAGGGUAGAUAUAUGUGGAUGUGCUAUGCAGGACAUGAACCAGGAAAGAAAGGUUGCACUUUUUUCCAGUGGGCCGAAUUUGACGAUGAUGGCGAACCUCUCUGGGAGAUCAAGCCCACGGAAGACAGAGCUCCCACGUUGCGCAACUUCAUCGAAGAAGACGACAAACAAUGA
Aspergillus viridinutans is the source of this 2100-nucleotide messenger RNA. Its product is annotated as putative CUE domain protein. The coding region runs from base 1 to 2100 and encodes 699 amino acids. Lineage: Eukaryota; Fungi; Ascomycota; Eurotiomycetes; Eurotiales; Aspergillaceae. The record is from RefSeq and is a predicted model, not a curated record. Gene Ontology annotation, cellular component: nucleus. The transcript is spliced from 2 exons. Gene Ontology annotation, molecular function: zinc ion binding; ubiquitin binding; dioxygenase activity. Gene Ontology annotation, biological process: DNA alkylation repair; DNA repair.